This is a messenger RNA of Phlebotomus argentipes, 3601 nucleotides long. It is a transcript of the gene Br140, whose product is annotated as bromodomain-containing protein homolog. The coding region runs from base 85 to 3375 and encodes 1096 amino acids. Gene Ontology annotation, cellular component: MOZ/MORF histone acetyltransferase complex. Gene Ontology annotation, molecular function: protein binding. The transcript is spliced from 2 exons. Lineage: Eukaryota; Metazoa; Arthropoda; Insecta; Diptera; Psychodidae. Gene Ontology annotation, biological process: regulation of transcription by RNA polymerase II. The record is from RefSeq and is a predicted model, not a curated record.
CCAGUGAAGUGAGUGUUGUUGUUUACCGCGUGAAGAGAGAGCAUUUUCUGUGGCAUUUUCGGCCUUUUUCCAAAGGAAAAGCUGAUGGAAUUGGCCAAGCGCAGUAUGGGGCAAGAUUUCGACGUGGUGGAAUUCAUCAAGACCAUCAGAGCAUCCGCGCCGCCCUACAAAUGUCCCGUGGAGAAGUGCGACAAGUCCUACAAGUCGGCGAUUGGGAUGCAGUACCAUCUGCUGAACUUCGAUCACGACACCGGCACCACCGUGACGCCCGUGGUGACGCCGUCGCGCAAGAAGGGCCGCACGCGCGUGCCGGGGGCGCCACAGCAAGCCCCGCCGGCUGAGACGCCCAAAGAAGCUGUGACGUACAACGAAGCGCUGGGCGUUGUUCAGUUCGAGAUUGAGGGGCGCACGAUGCAGCUGUCGGUGGACGAGGAUCUUCCGCUGAUGGAUCUGGAAGAGUACAAAAGGCUAUAUGGCCCGCUGGCGGCGGAUCCACCUCCAGAGCCACACAUUAAGCUGCCUGAAGCGGCGGUGAAGGAGUUGAAGAACUACAACAUCUGCGACGCUCCGCCGCGGCCGAACGCCUACAUCCGGUUCAUCGAGAAGUCCGCCGAGGAGCUGGACGGCGAGGUGGAGUACGACGUGGACGAGGAGGACACCACGUGGCUGGGAAUCAUCAACGAGAAACGGCAGAGUCAGGGACUGAAUCCGGUGAGCGUGGACUCGCUGGAGCUGCUGAUGGAUCGACUGGAGAAGGAGUCGUACUUCCAGGCCGCAGCCAAUGGGCAGAGCGGCUCCGUGGUGGACGACGACGCCGUGUGCUGCAUCUGCAUGGACGGCGAGUGCCAGAACACGAACGUGAUCCUCUUCUGCGACAUGUGCAACUUGGCCGUGCAUCAGGAUUGCUACGGCGUGCCGUACAUUCCCGAGGGUCAAUGGCUCUGCCGGCGCUGUCUGCAGUCGCCCAGCCGCCCGGUGGACUGCGUGCUGUGCCCCAACAAGGGCGGCGCCUUCAAGCAGACCGACCGUGGCCAGUGGGCACACGUUGUGUGUGCGCUGUGGAUUCCAGAGGUGCGCUUCGCAAACACAGUCUUCCUGGAGCCCAUCGACUCCAUCGAGACCAUCCCCACGGCGCGCUGGCGCCUCUCGUGUUACAUCUGCAAGCAGAAGUCCGUGGGCGCGUGCAUCCAAUGCCACCGCACGAACUGCUAUGCCGCCUUUCACGUCACGUGCGCCCAGCAAGCGGGUCUGCACAUGCGAAUGGACACGGUGCGCGACAGCGUGACUGGCACUGAGGCGCAGCCCAUCAUUGUGCAGAAGACGGCGUACUGCGACGCUCACACGCCGGCGGGCAGCACAGAGGCGCCCGACGAGGCGACAGAGAAGGCGCGCGAGGAGUCGCGCAACAAGAUGAAGCAGGCGCGGAAGUUACUGGCGAAGAAGCGCACGUCCGUGCCGGUGAUCCUCAUUCCCACUAUUCCGCCUGAGCGCGUGCAGGAGAUCGCGCAGCUGGUGAACAUCCAGAAGAAGUCGCCCUUCAUCCAGCGCCUGAUCGCGUACUGGACGCUGAAGAGGCAGUACAGGAACGGUGUUCCGCUGCUGCGGCGCCUGCAGAGUCAGGGACAGUCGCACAGCACCUUCGCGGCGGCCAGGAGUGGGAUUGAAGGCUCGCCGGACACUUCGGAGCUGUACCAGCAACUGAAGUACUGGCAAUCGCUGCGACAGGAUCUUGAGAGGGCGCGGCUACUGUGCGAGCUGGUGAGGAAGCGGGAGAAGCUCAAGGUGGCGCUGAUUAAGGUGCAGGAGCAGACGCUGAUGAUGCAACUGAACCCAGUCGAGGCGGCCAUGCACAAGUUGCUGGAGGGACUGGAGCAGAAGGACACGUCUGAGAUCUUCCGGGAGCCCGUGGACGUGAACGAGGUGCCGGAUUACAUGGACAUCGUUAAGCAUCCGAUGGAUCUCAGCACGAUGGCGGAGAAGCUGAAGAGCGGCGCCUAUGAGAGUCUCGACGAUCUCGAGGCGGACUUCGAUCUGAUGAUCCGCAAUUGUCUGGCGUACAACAACAAGGACACGAUUUUCUAUCGCGCCGGCGCCAGGAUGCGCGAUCAAGGUGGCGCGCUGUUUAAGGCGGUGCGCAAGGAUCUGGAGAAGGAGGGCCUGAUCAGUGUGAAGAAGACGGACGAGAUCGUGGGCCAGGAGAUCGACGAGGAGGUGAAGAUGCUGCUACAGCAGCCGCCCACGGAGAAGAUCGUGACUAAGCUGCAGAUCCUGUUGGAGCGCGCAGUGGCGCGUCACGGACUGACCAAGACGAAGCGCGUGCGCCAGAUCAAACUGGAGAUCUCGAAGAUGAAGCGUGCCAUCACGAAGCAGGAGACCAGCGAACGCGAGGCGGAGUCUCUGGCCGCGGCGAAGGAGACAGCGUCCAAGGAUGUGAAGCACGAGGAGCAGAACGCCAAGACGCCGCCGUGCAGUCCCGUGAAGACGGCCAACAAUUCCGCCUCGCCAUCUGGUGUGAACAGACGCACGGCGGUGUUGUUCACGAGGAAAGCCCAGGCAGCGCUCAAGAAGCCCGAUCUGCCCACGAAGGAGGACUCUUCCUGCGACGUUCCCAUCGCGGACAAGUUUAAGGUCGCUCGGAAGCCGGGCAGGAAGAAGGCGACGUCGACGGAGAAGGAGAAGAAGUUCAGUCCCAGCUCGAGCGGGAGUCCGAAGAAGUCGUCGCCCGUCAAGGAGCAGCCCUUCGAGAGCAUCCCGGACAGCUUCCGGCUGUACAGGGCGCAGCCGAAGAAGGACGUUCCGGACUCCGAUGAGAGCGACAUGAGCUUCACGCACAGCACGUGCAGCAGCUGCAGCGGCUUCAUGGACGACGGCACUGGAUCGGACUUCGGCUCCAGUUUCGACGAUGACUCUUCGUACAGCGACAGCGAGAUGCACUCGAGUGACAAUGACGAGGCCAAAGCGGCGCGAGAGGACAAACCGGCGUCCCUGGAGCCUUUGCAGCUCGUCUGGGCGAAGUGCACCGGCUAUCCCUGGUACCCGGCGCUCAUCAUCGACCCGCAGAUGCCCAAGGGUUUCGUGCACAACGGCGUGCCGCUGCCGGUGCCGCCGCAGGACGUGAUGGCGCUGCGCAAGAACAACACUGAACCCGUCUUCCUCGUGCUCUUCUUCGACGUGAAGCGCACGUGGCAGUGGCUGCCGGUAAACAAGCUGGAGCUGCUAGGGCUGGAUAAGGAAGUGGACCAGGCCAAGCUGAUGGAGUCGCGCAAGCCGAAGGAGCGCAAGGCCGUGAAGAAGGCGUAUCAGAACGCAUUGUUCUACCAGAGCCAAGUAUCUGAACUCGAGAGCGGCGGACAAGCUGCCAAAGGCAGAGCCUGACGCUUCCUCUUCUGAGCGACGGGUGGUCAGUGAAAGACAUCCUCGUCGUUCCAUUGUCUUUAUUUGCUAUAUCGGCGCGCAUUUCACAUCGUGUGUGGAAAAUAUACAAUUUACAUGGGAUUAAUGCGUGAAUAAUAGAGAAACACUCCCUAAUUACAAAGUACUGUCCUUAAUUAAGCUAUGUACACUGCAAAAUAAAUCGCUGUCUAAUUGCUACUGACUCGCG